Molecule: messenger RNA, 649 nt
Organism: Drosophila ananassae
Lineage: Eukaryota; Metazoa; Arthropoda; Insecta; Diptera; Drosophilidae
Exons: 2
Coding region: 115-420 (101 amino acids)
Source: RefSeq, a predicted model, not a curated record
GACAGUUAUCGCCACCAAGGCAGUUUCUAAGGGGGUCACACUUUUCGAUAAACAAAACAACGUGCUGUUGUUAAUUAUCUAAAAACUAAAAACGCUUUAAAUAAAUUUACUAAGAUGCCACAGGGAAAGUUCAAGAAGGCAAAGGUUCCAGCCUCCAUUCAGAAGCAGCAGAAGAAAAAACAGGCCGCCUUCACCCGCCGUGCUAAUGCUCCCAUCCAGGCCAAGAAGGCCAAGUUCAAUGAGACCCAGAAGAUCAAGGCCGUCAUAUCGAAGUCUGUCAACAAGAAUGUAGAGAGCGAGCUGCGGUCCCGUGCCCACGAAGGCUACAUCCAGCUGAGUAAGGCCCAGGAGGCGGUGGCUAAGCACCAUGCCUCCCAGGCAGCUGCUGCUGCGGCGGCCAGUACCAGCAAAUCAUCAUAGUUUUGAUUUAGGAUUAUACAUGAGUGUUUCUAAUAAGUCAAAGUAAUGACUUCAGGCCUUGUAAGCCAGAGAGAGUUCUACGAACACAAGAUAAAGAGCUUUCAUAGGUACUAUCAGCAAUCAGAUGCGUUGUUUCAAUGGCUGGUUGUAUAUAGUAUCUUAAUAAUAUAAUUUUAAAUAUUAUGUUUAUAGAAAUUAAACAAUUGUACAAAUAAUUACAAAACCAAAA